Molecule: messenger RNA, 1105 nt
Organism: Nymphaea colorata (pocket water lily)
Lineage: Eukaryota; Viridiplantae; Streptophyta; Magnoliopsida; Nymphaeales; Nymphaeaceae
Product: ethylene-responsive transcription factor 2-like
Exons: 1
Coding region: 118-897 (259 amino acids)
Biological process (GO): ethylene-activated signaling pathway; regulation of DNA-templated transcription
Molecular function (GO): DNA-binding transcription factor activity; DNA binding
Source: RefSeq, a predicted model, not a curated record
GAUCUCCCUCCACACCUCACCCAAAGCUACAUCAGCCUCUCCCCUUCUCUCGUUCCUCGAAGCCUCCUUUUGCUCCGACUGCUAAAAGAAAAUCAGGCGACGGACUACUAAGAACAGAUGAUGUACGGGUGCGGGAACAGCGGAGACCAGCCGGCGCUGGACUUUAUCCGGCGGUACCUCCUCGACGAGCCCGACCCGCCCCUCGGCUCCGUCGGCUAUGCCUUCGCGUCGCCCUACACGAGCUGCCCGAGCUUCGGCGACCACCAGACGUGCCCAAUCGACGGCUGGGGCGAGCUCCCCCUCGCGGAGAACGACUUGCUCGAUAUGGCCCUUUUCGACGUCCUCCGCGAUCCCGUUGGAGCCCAAUGGCCCCCGCUUGAGCUGGAAGCACGAAGCAAUGUGGUCGCUACGAUGGCCGUCAAGAUCGAACAGGCAGAGAUGUCGCCGUCUCCGCCCACGACGCCCGCCCCUAAGGUGCACUACCGAGGCGUCCGGCAACGGCCGUGGGGGAAAUUCGCCGCUGAGAUUCGCGACCCGGCCAAGAACGGCGCUAGAGUCUGGCUUGGCACAUACGAGACAGCAAAAGAGGCAGCACUCGCCUAUGAUCGGGCAGCUUUCCGGAUGCGGGGCAGCCGAGCUCUGUUAAAUUUCCCGCUUGAGGUUGGCUCGCUAGCGGCCGAGCCGGCGCCACUUUCACCGGCAAAGAGGUCAUCUUCGUCGUCAUCAUCGUCGUCUUCAAGUUCACCAAAGCGGCGCCGCAAGGCACAAGGAUCAAUCAGCAGUGGCCCGGCUUCAGCUCGGCCUGACCAGGACUUCGACGGCAGGCAGGAAGCAUUGCCUUCGCUCACCGGCGAAGCAACCUCCUUCCUAUGCGGCAGGGAGCUACUUGUUAAUUAAAGAAAAUGCCGAACUUGUCAGCGGCAAAUAUCCCUUCCAAGACCGCAGACAGCUCAUCUUCCCUCCUUACCUGGCCGAUAAAUCCUUCCUGACGUACGGACCGCAAAUAUGAAAAGGGCGUCAGGCAAGGUGCCCACAUGUAAAAAAGUAGCGUUCUCGCACCGUCUUGAUGCAUUUUUAUUAUUUUAACUCAUAAAUAGUUUAAAUA